Messenger RNA from Exaiptasia diaphana, 1337 nucleotides. RefSeq lists its product as uncharacterized. NCBI's taxonomy places the organism in Eukaryota, Metazoa, Cnidaria, Anthozoa, Actiniaria, Aiptasiidae. The record is from RefSeq and is a predicted model, not a curated record. The transcript is spliced from 2 exons. Bases 415 to 1020 code for a protein of 201 amino acids.
AUUUUUUUCUAGCAUGUUGACGAAYGAGUUGUGCAUAAAAUGCUUGAACGAAUCGAUAUCAAGGUCAUCGAUAUAGAUAUUGGGGCUUUAUCUAACAUCUCAUCACUCUUAUCUAUGUCAUUCUUACGUAUUUUGCAAGUUCGAGAUGAGAGAAAAGUUUGAUUAAGUAUCUUGUGGUCACAAGUACUUGGCGUGCUUUUAAUCUACUGUACACUACAAGAUCGCUUAUGAUAUAACUUUUGAUCAACAUCGUAAUUUAAAUCAAGAAAGGGCUAAUUAUUGUUAGUACGAAACUGGAAGGACAUUCAACGCUGUUAUCUGAAGACAAGGUGAUUGGUWGAGGGCCAUARCAGAGAUAUCACUUGCAAUUUCAGCUCGUAGAAACUAUCUAGCAAAACCUCUUUAGGGACUGCGAUGAUGGCCGAGGCUGGGAUGCACUCUGUGAACCCGCGUGAAAUGGUAUCUUCACUGCGAAAAGAAAUGAAUCUCAUCAAAGCCGAGGAAAUGUUUUUAAAAAAACAAAUAUUAUCCCUUAAUGACCAAUUUCAAGAUUUGAUGAUAUCUGUUGCAAAACUGUAUCCUGAUAUUUUAAACGAAGAUUUCGCACAAAAACCCGACAAAUCUCCUCUUCAAAUACUUGAUCAUGACCCCUCGCGGAUAAAUUGCAAUGACUCUUUAAGGAGAACAGAAAGAAAAAGUCGAUGGAAUGAAUGGAGAGAGGGAAGAUCAAGGAGAAGGUCAUUCUUUGAUGGUGAGUUAUCAAAAGAAAGACAUCACCUAUCAAAACUACACACUGCAGAAAGACCGUCCAGUAUUCAUGUCGAUAGUCAAUUAAAUAAAGCCGAACGUAGCCCGAGGCAUCACCGAAGUCACUCCGAACCGAGAUGCGAGAGUCCUCAAACCCCUGACGAGCAAGACACUAAAUUCUACUCGCUAGACAGUGAAAGACGAAGACGAAUACGUCAGAGACUAAAGGAAUCGCGAAAAACUCUAGAUGUCGUGCAUUUGGGAUUAUUUUGAAUUCACAGCGACUACUUCUGUAAAAUAUUAACUGAUUCCACUAGUUACUGAAACUCUAAAGCCUGAGUUUGCAACAAUUGUACUGAUGGCUCAAUAAUGAAUUUGUUUUUUAUUCAGACUGACCACAAGAGAUUCAUCAUGCUGUAUUUACAUUUGUUUUAAGAAAGCAUCGUGAUUAUUAAGUGAUUUUAAGUACACGAACAAUUAUGGAUCUUCUGUGAUGCUAUAAACUAAUCCACAAAGCUCAUGCGGUUUUUUUAAUUUGCACUAUUGUAGAGCAGCAAAUCAUAUUAAUUCAUUAAAGUGCMAAAUACUUC